AGCCAUCAACAACAAUAUUCAAUACUACGCCAGGACCUCGGUUGGGCUGGAGCCAAGUCGACCCUACCAUAUUUGCGAAUGACAAGGACGUGAUGCAGGCGGUCAUCGAUGAACGAGUUUUGUUGGCUCUUGUCGUUGAGACGAACAGUACUGAUAAACUGGCUGCCGCGAGGCAAACUGGCAGCUCAUUGUCCAAUAUGCUACUACUCGUCAUGAAGUCACGAUCGGCAUUGCCGUCACUCCAAUCUACAGCAGCCUCCUUGGGGAGAUUUUGUCGUCUCUCGCUACUACAGCAGUAUUUCACGCAAAUCUAUGCGCAGGUUCAGGCCAAUGAAGCUGCCUUGCAACUAAUAGCACAAACCCUACAAACAAUUUCUCCUGGCAUCGGCUGUACCGCUGUUGAACGUUGACCUUCGGCCAUUUGAGUGGGCACAAACCUUGAUCUGUCAGUGCUGAGCCACCUACAUACUUGCCCUAUGUAGCAAUAUUCAUUGAUUCCCGUGCUUGCCACCUUGAAGUAUGUGUGAACCAUGAUGUCAAUGGGCGCAUCAUCCCAUCUGAGUGCAACGCUCCGCCAU
Molecule: messenger RNA, 578 nt
Organism: Suillus clintonianus
Lineage: Eukaryota; Fungi; Basidiomycota; Agaricomycetes; Boletales; Suillaceae
Exons: 3
Coding region: 93-410 (105 amino acids)
Source: RefSeq, a predicted model, not a curated record